ACGAGUAUUAAGAAAAACCAAAAGGAGUAUGUUCACUUUUAGGGCACCAAUAUUUCAUAUUGGCUUAAUGUUUUGUGUUUACUCUAAAAACUUAAAGUGGAUUUUUUUUUUCCAAUCCCUUUGCAUUAGUUUUUUUUUUUUUUUUUUUUUUUUCCUUUUUUACUUAUUAUGAGUAAUAUUAAAGGAGAAAAAUACAAGUUUCGAUAAUCUUGCCAAGCUUUUUUUUUUUUUUUUUUUUUUUUGGAAGGGAUCUUGCCAAGCAUUUUAAGGCUCUUACAUUAGGAAUUUUUCGUGUGAGAAUUGAGGAGGAUUUUUUUAGCUUUAGAAAAAAAAAAAAAAUCUCAAUUUAUUCUAAAUUUGAUUCACCAUCAAAUGGAUUGUUCAAUGGAGGAAAAAAGUAAGCAUAGGAUAUUGAUGGUGUCUGAUUUUUUCUACCCAAAUUUUGGGGGAGUUGAAAGUCACAUUUAUUAUCUAUCUCAGUGUUUGCUUAAGCUUGGUCACAAGGUUGUAGUUUUGACUCAUUCAUAUGGAAAUCGCUCUGGGGUGAGAUAUAUGACGAAUGGUUUGAAGGUUUAUUAUGUUCCAUGGAAGCCUUUAUUCAUGCAGAGUGUAUUGCCCACGUUCUCUGGUACACUUCCUAUUAUGAGAACUAUUUUUGUCCGAGAGAAGAUUUCACUGGUCCAUGGACAUCAAGCCUUUUCAACUUUCUGCCAUGAAGCUCUAAUGCAUGCACGCACUAUGGGAUACAAAGUUGUUUUUACUGAUCACUCCUUGUAUGGAUUUGCUGAUGUCGGUAGUAUACACAUGAACAAAGUCCUACAAUUUACCUUGGCAGAUGCAACUAAAGCAAUUUGUGUCUCCCAUACAAGCAAGGAAAAUACAGUGCUAAGGUCAGGUAUUCCUGCUGAAAAGGUAUAUGUGGUACCAAAUGCUGUUGACACUGCUAUGUUUAAGCCUGCACCCGAACGACUUUCAAGAGACCAAAUUGUCAUUGUUGUGAUAAGUAGAUUGGUAUACCGAAAAGGUGCAGAUUUGCUUGUUGAAGUCAUUCCUGAAGUUUGUCGUCUACAUCCCAAUGUUCGUUUCAUUGUUGGAGGUGAUGGCCCAAAAAGAGUACGGCUAGAAGAGAUGCGAGAAAAACAUUCUCUUCAGGAUAGGGUUGAAAUGUUGGGUGCCGUUCCACAUUCUCAAGUUCGAUCUGUGUUAAUCUCUGGACAUAUUUUCUUAAACAGCUCAUUAACCGAAGCAUUUUGCAUAGCUAUAUUGGAAGCAGCUAGUUGUGGAUUAUUAACAGUCAGCACACGUGUAGGAGGUGUCCCUGAGGUUUUGCCAGAUGACAUGAUCGUACUUGCAGAACCAGACCCUAGAGUUAUGGUGCAAGCUGUUGGAAAGGCGAUAACCAUGCUCCCUAACAUUGAUCCGCAAGUUAUGCACCUUCGAAUGAAAGGGCUAUAUAGCUGGCAUGAUGUUGCCAAGAGAACAGAGAGAGUCUAUGAGCGGGCUCUGAAGUGUGCUGAUCAGAAUCUUCUUGAACGGCUUUCAAGGUACCUGGCUUGUGGUGCAUGGGCAGGCAAGCUUUUCUGCUUGGUUAUGAUUAUCAAUUAUCUGUUUUGGUGUCUGUUGAAACUAUGGCAGCCUGACGAGGAGAUUGAGGAGGCUCCAGAUGUUCAAUUAUCUCAUCAGCUGGAAGAUAUAUCAGAAUAAUCUACUCAGAAUAGAAACAUGGAAUGACAUUAGAUGUGUAAUCUGUACAUAAUUCAUCACUAGCUCAUCGCUGAAAGCUCACCUCUGUCAAUCUGCAGCAAAUGUCAAAUACAGCACAAUGCAAAGAAGUCCACCUGUAGGCGUUUGUACUUGGUAGUUUCUAACUUUCUACUAGUACUGGACAUCCUAAUUUUUCUUUUACUUUCUGUAACAGUUUUGUGGCUAAUACUCUAUACUUUGUAUGUCCUUAGGCUCAAUGUAACUAAUUUAACUGACGAUUUUACCAAAAACCA
Chenopodium quinoa (quinoa) is the source of this 1997-nucleotide messenger RNA. RefSeq names its product phosphatidylinositol N-acetylglucosaminyltransferase subunit A-like. Gene Ontology annotation, molecular function: phosphatidylinositol N-acetylglucosaminyltransferase activity. Gene Ontology annotation, biological process: GPI anchor biosynthetic process. Lineage: Eukaryota; Viridiplantae; Streptophyta; Magnoliopsida; Caryophyllales; Amaranthaceae. The transcript is spliced from 9 exons. The coding region runs from base 373 to 1704 and encodes 443 amino acids. The record is from RefSeq and is a predicted model, not a curated record. Gene Ontology annotation, cellular component: glycosylphosphatidylinositol-N-acetylglucosaminyltransferase (GPI-GnT) complex.